AUGGAGACCGAGCUUGCGGAAACGGAGCUGCAACGAGCGGUCCUGGACGGUGACGCUAAGCAGGCCGCCGGUCUCCUCUCCAAGCACCAGGAGGCCGUGCAGGAAUUGAAUAAACUUCUGACUACAGUAAGCACAAGCUCUCCAGUUUCUGCGUACUUUUCAUUGUUUGCCCUCACUGGCACGCGUUUUCGUCGUAUUCGCAACCAUCUCUCAUCUUCCCUGGGUGAGUAAUUCGAUUACUUUUUGGCACACGUGGGUCACCUUCCCGAUGUGUAGACAUGGGAAACUGCAGCCCAACUGACGGAUCAGGUGACAGUUAGCUGGCGCGGAACACUGAGGGGCCGUAAUUAAACUAAGACUCCCCGAACAGUAGUUGCACUCCUGUAUUUUUCAGUGCAAGUUUUAGAGCGUUCCACUGGCAUUAUAUUUUCAAUCUUUAACCACCACCCACACGGUCCCGUGAGCAAAUAAUUCGACUACAGUAGUUGUGCUAACUCAUGAAAUGUCAACCAAAAUUUCGAAAUGCGUUCUCGUUUCGAAAAGAUAAAUUAAGUAGUGUUGUAAAACUAAGCAUGAUGCAGCAUAAAUCUAUCAUGAUCCAGUUACCUCAGGGUGUCCGCUUUCGAAAGCACUUAUUUUCGGUUGCAUGCAAGAUCUAUACUUUGCAAGAAAUUACUACUUAAGUAGCAUGCAAUUUUUUAAUUGAUUUUCGAUGCCCUUGAAAAUUCAAUUAUAUUUCAUGGAAAACAUGCAUGAAAAUAUUCAAUCUUUUACUUAUUCGGUAGAAAAUCACGUCUUCUUCCACUUUUAUACUCACAAGAAUAGUAUGAUUCGGUUUUAAAAAAGUUUCUAAUUGUGAGACUUUUUAAUACCGUUAAAUGGCCGUUCAUGAAACGUCAUGUAUCUGCAUUUACGAAUGUGGCUUGUAAAGUUAGCAAUAUUGCAUGCAUUUCUCUACGGUUUUAAAAAGAGACCAUAUAAGGUUCAUAAAAUUAAGCAGUGGAUUUGAGCCAUAUUGUUAACUUUACAAGCCACAUUCGUAAAUGCAGAUACAUGACGUUUCAUGAACGGCCAUUUAACGGUAUUAAAAAGUCUCACAAUUAGAAACUUUUUUAAAACCGAAUUAUACUAUUCUUGUGAGUAUAAAAGUGGAAGAAGACGUGAUUUUCUACCGAAUAAGUAAAAGAUUGAAUAUUUUCAUGCAUGUUUUCCAUGAAAUAUAAUUGAAUUUUCAAGGGCAUCGAAAAUCAAUUAAAAAAUUGCAUGCUACUUAAGUAGUCAUUUCUUGCAAAGUAUAGAUCUUGCGUGCAACCGAAAAUAAGUGCUUUCGAAAGCGGACACCCUGAGGUAACUGGAUCAUGAUAGAUUUAUGCUGCAUCAUGCUUAUUUUUACAACACUACUUAAUUUAUCUUUUCGAAACGAGAACGCAUUUCGAAAUUUUGGUUGACAUUUCAUGAGUUAGCACAACUACUGUAACUUUUGGCAGGCAUAGUUUACCCCAAGAAACUUUUAGGCUGUCUCAUUCCUGCUACAACCGGCUCUGUGCCAAUCGAUGGUUUGUCAAAACCGGUUUUUGCAUGACG
Molecule: messenger RNA, 1584 nt
Organism: Spirometra erinaceieuropaei
Lineage: Eukaryota; Metazoa; Platyhelminthes; Cestoda; Diphyllobothriidea; Diphyllobothriidae
Source: the annotation of a GenBank genome assembly